Molecule: messenger RNA, 5871 nt
Organism: Megalobrama amblycephala (Wuchang bream)
Lineage: Eukaryota; Metazoa; Chordata; Actinopteri; Cypriniformes; Xenocyprididae
Gene: ntrk2a
Product: neurotrophic tyrosine kinase, receptor, type 2a
Exons: 20
Coding region: 593-2983 (796 amino acids)
Biological process (GO): positive regulation of kinase activity; cell surface receptor protein tyrosine kinase signaling pathway; trans-synaptic signaling by neuropeptide, modulating synaptic transmission
Cellular component (GO): axon; signaling receptor complex; plasma membrane
Molecular function (GO): ATP binding; brain-derived neurotrophic factor receptor activity; brain-derived neurotrophic factor binding
Source: RefSeq, a predicted model, not a curated record
AACGGUUGAGCAAGCUGCUGUUCUGAAUCGGUUCAUUAAAACGAUUCGUGAGUGCCAAUUUGUGUAAUUAUGAGCGAGUCAUUAUUCGAUUCGUUAAAAUCUGUUUGUCGUGCUCGACCGAAACAAAUCUGCUUUGUUCAAAUUUUCUUGUCCACAAGAUUUUAGCCCUGAUUUUCCACUCACCGGCAGUUAAUGGCGAUCGCAAAAAGAUGAAAAUCUGAGACUUUUCCAUGGACAUGGGAAAACUGGGAGAGACUUAAGGGAACGAGUCGAAAACUGCGAAUGCGCUGCGCAUCAUCCAGCGCUCGCGCUCCCUCACUUCAGCACUCGCGUUUCUCAAGAGCGCGUCUUCUGUCCUUCUCCGCUCACCCGGACGCGUCAUUGAACGCCAGCAUCAUUCUAGGUAGAGCGAGACGUACAGAGGCAAGAGGAGGAGAGGAAUACGAACACUUCGCGUAGAUAGAAGCCCGAGACAAGGUCGACUGAGUCUUACGAUCCGUUUUGCGUGUCUCCAGACGCGGGCGCGUGUGUUUUGCGCUGUCUCCACGCGUCGGAUUCCAGGGGUCUUAAAUCUGGAGGCGAGGACCCGGGGAUGAGCCUGCUGUCGAGGGGCUUCGGCAUGUCGGGCUGGGGGCUCAGUGGGGUUCUGAUGCUGCUCGCGCUCUGGAGGCCCGGUACCGCUUGUCCGGAGCCCUGCACGUGCACGGGCGUUCGGAUCUCGUGCGUGGAUGCGGAGCGCAGUAUUGUGGCUUUUCCAAUGCUGCAGUCCGAGGCAGAGAUGGAGAACAUCACAGACAUAUACAUUGCAAAUCAAAUCAGUUUCACAUCCAUUAAUGAAAAAGAUCUCAACUUAUACCGCAGCCUCAGAAACUUAACUGUAACAAACACACGGCUCACGUAUAUUUCGAGGCAGGCCUUUCAGAGCAACCUGAAACUACAAUAUCUGAAUCUCAAAGAGAACAAUCUGUCGUAUCUAUCCUGGAGGACGUUUCAUCACUUAAACAUUUCAUACCUGUUGCUGGCAGGCAAUCCUUUGCAGUGCUCAUGUGAAAACGUGUGGUUGAAGCAGUGGAGAGGAGAGGAAGCCGAGGAGCUGCUGUGUGUGGAGGAGGGAGGAAAGAGGAGGGCUCUGUCUAUGCUCACACUGCCUAACUGUGUCCUCCCCACUGUGACUCUCACUCCCACUAAAGUGACCAUGAAGAAAGGGUUAAAUGUGACGCUGAUGUGCAACACCUCAGGAACGCCCACGCCUAGUCUCAACUGGAACACCUGCAAAUUAAAUUCAGCAUACGAGCAAGAACGCUCAGGUCAGAUGUUAGCGCUUAAGCUCUUGAAUGUCUCUUCACUGGACAACGGAUGCAAAAUCACCUGCAGAUCUGAUAACAUGGUGGGAGAGUCUGAGGCAUCUGUGCAUCUGGACAUACUGUUUCCACCUGUAAUCAGCAAGCUGAUGGAUGCUGUCUCAGACCACCAUUGGUGCAUUCCCUUCAGCGUGUCGGGCAACCCAGAGCCCAAACUGAGCUGGCUAUUAGAAGACAAACCCGUAGAAGAGGGCAGCUUUAUCCAUACCAUGAUCCACGAUUAUUCAGAGGGUGAAUACCAUGGUUGCUUACAGCUGGACAGUCCCACACACAUCAACAAUGGAAAGUACACGCUGCUGGCCAGUAAUGCAUACGGAGAGGACAGCAAGGCAGUAUCCGCUCAUUUCAUGCAUGAGCCAUGGAACGAAUCAGUUACUGAUCCACAGUAUUAUGAUCCCACAACAGAUGACACUCCUCUUGGACCGCCUGAGGACAAAGUUGCUGUGUACGUGGUCGUGGGAAUUGCAGCAAUCACAUUCACAGGCUUCAUCUUGAUGCUUGUCAUUCUGAAGUUUGGACGCAACUCAAAGUUUGGAAUAAAAGGUCCUUCCUCAGUCAUCAGUAAUGACGAUGACUCUGCCAGCCCUCUUCAUCAUGUGUCCAACGGCUCUAACACACCCUCGUCCUCUGACAUGAACGCGGACGCCGUCAUCAUUGGCAUGACCAAGAUUCCCGUCAUAGAGAACCCGCAGUACUUCCGCAGCACCAGCAGUCUGCUCAAAUCGGAUACCUUUGUUCAGCACAUUAAGAGGCACAACAUUGUACUGAAGAGGGAACUUGGAGAAGGAGCUUUUGGGAAAGUCUUCCUGGCCGAAUGCUACAAUCUGUCCACAGACCAGGAGAAGAUCUUAGUGGCUGUUAAGACACUGAAAGAGGCCAGCGAGAACGCCAGGAAGGACUUCCAUCGUGAAGCCGAGUUGUUGACCAAUCUGCAGCACGAGCAUAUUGUCACAUUCUACGGAGUGUGUGUGGAGAGCGAUCCGCUUAUUAUGGUGUUUGAGUACAUGAAGCAUGGCGACCUCAACAAGUUCCUCAGGGCUCAUGGUCCUGAUGCAGUUCUGAUGGCUGACGGACAGGUGCAGCAGCAGGCAGAGCUCACUCAGUCUCAGAUGCUGCAUAUUGCGCAGCAGAUCGCCGCAGGCAUGGUGUAUCUGGCAUCCCAGCACUUUGUUCACAGAGACCUGGCCACACGAAACUGCCUAGUCGGGGAGAAUCUCCUGGUGAAGAUUGGAGACUUUGGAAUGUCCCGAGAUGUCUACAGUACGGAUUACUACCGGGUUGGAGGUCACACCAUGCUGCCAAUCCGCUGGAUGCCACCAGAAAGUAUCAUGUAUAGGAAGUUCACCACAGAGAGUGAUGUCUGGAGUCUGGGAGUGGUGCUGUGGGAGAUCUUUACCUAUGGGAAACAGCCCUGGUACCAACUGUCAAAUAAUGAGGUGAUUGAGUGUAUCACCCAAGGCCGUGUACUGCAGCGACCCCGAACCUGUCCAAAGGAGGUGUAUGACUUGAUGCUGGGAUGCUGGCAGAGAGAACCGCAUACCCGACUCAACAUUAAAGAGAUCCAUAACCUUCUCCUCAACCUGGCCAAGGCAUCACCGGUGUAUCUGGACAUCCUGGGAUGAGAGAGCAUGUGCCACGUGUAGGACUGCGAGUGGAUUCCUGAAACUGCCUCCCUCCUCUAUCACACCCAAAAUCUCAUUCUUCUACAGCUUUAACACCUUAUUCCUUGCCCUUCUCCUCAUCGACUGCUCCCCUUCUCAAUGUAAACUUCUAGAUACACUGGCAACAAGAUUGUGUACAGUGACUAUGAAUUAUGUAUUUCUUAACAAAAAUGGAUUGAAUGGAAAGAGCCGUACUCAAGUGACAAUAGUUUUGCUUACAGAGAACAAAAUCCCCAAUGGUUGACCAUCCUAAACUUCUGGACCAAAUUCACACCUGCAAAUUCCAGUUCAGUGAAUAAAUGCAUUGGGGACUUGAGGAAGGGUGUCCAUCCGAACAAAGAGGAAAUAGCAGCUCCGAAAAAUGACCAAACACAACUGAGAAGAGAAAUAAGCAACUUUUCUGCCCACUGGACAGAUUUGGUCCUUUCAGCUCCCAUUUGUUACAUCAUACAUCUGAUACAAAGCACAGAAUGUGAAACUAGCAUGGUGAUCAACAGUGACAAACUGCAACAAUAUCUAUACAUGUGUGUUUAUAGACCUGGACGUUACCAAUGUAGUUUCACAGUUGAGCGACUCUAAUUAAAUGCUUCUGGAUGCUGACAGGAUGUUGUUGCUGCCGAGCUAAUCUGAAAUGCAAAGUAUCCCAUUAAAAUGUGUUUCACUGUUAUUUAUAGUCGGACAUGUCUCCACUACUUUUGUCAUAGCCGAUUUUGUCCCACCACUUUACGCAGCAGGAUUAUGUCCAGUGCAGUGAAUGCAUCCAGUUGUCAAGCAGGGGUUUACAUUUUGUUAGUAUGAGUAGCGAUCUGUUGGUGGAAUUAGAUAUGAUGUAUGAUUUUUGGACAUUUUUAAUCAAUGUCAUUUUUCACAUUUCAGUUCUGACUUGGAAACGAGCAGAUGCUCUACUGCUGACCUGAUUUCCAGAUCGAUGCUUCAUUUUUGUAAGAUCAUGUUAAAUUAUUUGUGCUUAACCUUAUUAAUAUUCAUAAGCUAAGCCUUUGCCACUUUGUGAUGUCACAACCGGUGUGUCUGUUUUCCGCCCCUGUGCCCUCCACCAAAAUCAACGGCCAUAGUCUUCAGGUCUGUACACGACAUGCACCAUUAAGGGCUAGAUGGAGUCAUUCGAGACGAGGCCAUGCCUCAAUACCAUCAGCUUGCAUUUCUUAAAGGAGCUUAAUUACGCAGAGUGGCCGAUUAUGAUGGUGCGGGCUGAAUUACGACCUUUCUUUCUCUCUUUCUCGUUCGCUGUGUUUUACUACUGAGUUGAAGCACUAAUGUAGUACUCAAGCUUCGGGUCGUACAACUGCUAUAGUGUAAUAUAUAUUUCAUUACAGGACAAAUGUCUCCUAUUAGCAGCAACUCCCUCUAGACUCAUAUACGCUAUCAGUGGGGAGAAGAGGAGAGACGGGAGGGGACAGGAUGGAGGGAACGAGACGAGGGGAGGAAAAUAGUGUUAAAGAGAGAUAAACCUCACUAAAACCCACAUUUCUUCUUCCUUUUAUCAUAUAUAAAUGAUCAUAUCUAUCACUAUAGAGAUCCUAUCAAAGCAUCGUUUUUGUGUGCGUUGAUUAUUGCGCUGUCAAUCUCCCAUAGAAGACUUUACUUAAUGCCGUGAAUCAGUCAAACAAAUAUCUUCCAAAAAAUUCAUUUUGUGAGCGUAAAACAAGAAAAAUUGUUUACACAAACUUGUUUGGAGUUAAUUACUUUUUUGGAAUAGUCUUGCAGACAUGUAACUUUUAAUUUUAUAUCUAAUUUAUUUUGUACUUAAUGUGAAGCACUUUUGUGUUUGCCUGUAAAUUAUUUUAUUUAUGUAAAAAUAAUUAUUAUUAAUUUAUUUUUUUCCUGUUUGGUUGAGAGUGAAUGUAGAAAGGUCUCUGGGUUCGAGGUUGAGGAAUGGGAUGUAUUAAUGAAAAAAAUUAUAUAAAGAUUACUUAUUUUGGGGUAAACAUUGAGAAAACUCUACAUUAAAGGUUACAUUGACUACAAAAACAAUGAAGCCUAAUUUUGGAUUGUGACCAUUUUUCAUGACCAUUAAGAACAUUUUCUCAAAUGCUCAUUAACAUAUUUUUUUUUUCUGUUGAACUUUUCUAAUGCAGUCUUUUUUUUUUUUACUGAAGAACAAAAUUUAAAUUAGCAUUUCUUUUAAAACAGUACAACAAACUACCAUGAAGUAUGAAUAUUGAAAUGUAUAUGUACAUGGAAAUGUGAUAAAAUCUGCUUAAUUGUCAUGGAAAUAAUGCCACAAUGCAACUUCUUAUUUUCAUGAGGUCAUUCAAACAGAUGAAAAAAUAUGUUUAUCAAUAUGGAUGGGGAGUUUCAGUGGUAAAAAUCUCCAAGCGUCCUGCGACAGAACAAUAAACUGUGACUGCAUAUCAAAUACUGUCUUCUACAUGUACAGAACUUCUUCGGAUGUUUCAGAAUGUCUAUAAGCUAAACUAGUCCACAUUUAAACCACCUGACAAAUAUUGAAGUCAACAUGGCAGCAAAAUUGAUCAACUUUACUUUCUUAAACUUUCCUAGUCUGAAACAACUUUCCUUUUCUGUUCACCAGUUUACAGAAGUAAAAUGAUUUGCAAAGGCUGUUUCGUGUUGACUUUGAAUCCAACAUUCCUAAGUCACUUUUCCCCCUAGUAUACUUUUCUUGAUAGUUUUUUAAUGAUACAUGGCUACUGACACCUGGAAAGAAGAUUUCUGCAAAAAGCAUCAAGUCGUGUGUGAUAAUUUCAUUUAUGGAAUUAUACAUUUUAACACUCAGCUACAAAAGUACAAGCAAAGUCCUUGUCUGUAUGAUUUCCCUGAGGUAUAUGGACCAGUCAAGUUGUCCGCCAUUGUAUUUAAUAAAAGUGUAA